UCGGGGUGCCGACCUCGUCCUCCAACACUGAAGAUCGUGUCGUCCAACCUGCUGCGCCUGUGCCCGUGGCUCCGCAAGUUCCCGCGUGCCGAGCCCAGGGCAGGGCGCCGAUGGAACCGCCGCGAUGUUCGCUUCCAGGCUGCUGGAUUUCCAGAAAACCAGAUACGCCCGGUUCAUGAACCACCGAGUCCCACCCCACAAGAGGUACCAGCCCACGGAGUAUGAGCAUGCAGCCAAUUGUGCCACCCAUGCUUUCUGGAUUAUUCCCAGCAUCCUGGGCAGCUCCAACCUCUACUUCCUGUCAGAUGACGACUGGGAGACCAUAUCUGCCUGGAUCUAUGGCCUUGGCCUGUGUGGCCUUUUUGUGGUGUCCACGAUAUUCCACACCGUCUCCUGGAAGAAGAGUCACCUCAGGAUGGUGGAGCACUGCCUGCACAUGACCGACCGCAUGGUCAUCUACUUCUUCAUCGCAGCCUCCUAUGCGCCCUGGCUGAAUCUUCGGGAGCUGGGCCCCUGGGCCUCCCACAUGCGCUGGCUCGUCUGGAUUAUGGCCUCUGUCGGUACCAUCUAUGUGUUCUUCUUCCAUGAGCGGUACAAACUUGUGGAGCUGCUCUGCUACGUGGUGAUGGGGUUUUUCCCUGCCCUGGUCAUUCUCUCCAUGCCCAACACGGAGGGCCUUUGGGAGCUGGUGACCGGAGGGGUCUUCUACUGCUUGGGCAUGGUGUUCUUCAAGAGCGACGGGAGGAUCCCCUUUGCCCACGCCAUCUGGCAUCUCUUUGUGGCAUUCGGUGCUGGCACCCACUACUAUGCCAUCUGGAGGUACCUCUACCUGCCCAGCACCCUACAGACCAAGGUGUCCAAAUGAAGCAGCCCGCACUCCGUGGAGCAGCGCAUCGAGGGAGGUUACCUCCGAACGCUCGCCUAGAGUGUAGUGUUGAGACCUGUUCUCCCUUCCCUGGGUAGAGUUCUCGAGGGGUCUGCAGUCCCUUCUGGUGACAGCCAGAUUACUCCAGGAGUCCCUGCAGGGAAAGCCAGUGUGUAGUCAUUUCUGUGGAGGAGCCAUUAACCUUAUAGUGUUUCUACUUUAGACAAGUGUUCAUAAUCCAACCAAUCUUAACAUCUCCAGAAAAGGGCACAUGGAGAAUGAUGGGCCAAGGGGUCCUGAGAAACCUGGCAAGGGGUCUGGUGCACUGUGCAUAGCUGGGUGCUAGGGCUUCUGCCCAAAGUCCUGACUGGGGGACAGUCCCCUUGGGAGAGAUGGGGGACUGGGGAUAGCUAUGACCUUGGCAGACAUCACCGAUCAAUUGCAGCAAGUAUGAAUUCCUUCCAACACAGCACUAUGGGCAGCCCACUACCAAUCAAUUGUGCACUCAUGAUGGAACCUCUUGACCUGUUUUACUUAGUGUGUGAAACAGAUUCAAGGCCAGAGCAGUUAAAAGUUGCCACGUUGGGGAGCAUGCGUACCUCCAGGCACUAGUGUCCCCCCACUCCCUCUCCCUUUCCCCUCUUGGGGAGGCUUCUGGAGUGAGCAGGUUGGAGUCAGAUGAGAGAAACUGGAGCAUAUAGCCAGAGAGAUGGAAGGAUACACGCAGGCAGGUGGAAUGAGGAUGUCACUACUCGUCCAUUCCUUCUCGUCCCUCAAAAUCCAGAGACACGGCAGAGCUACAUGUUCACCAGAGCGCCAAGAAGACCCCCAGACUUGCUCUUCGGGACUCAUGAUGCCAACAUAUGGAGUGUCGCUUGGUGCCACUCAGGUGGGCCCAGGAGCGAGGCCUCAGCCUCAGCUAGACUUCUGCCUGGGCAGAGCGUUCAGGCCCUCAGCCUCUGAAGUCCCCAUUGCCCAGCUGUGUGGCUGCCAGGGCCUGUCCUCCCCGGCCUCUGAGGCCGGGCCAGCCUUCUGCCCAGUGCCUCCUGGACGUUUGCUGGAUGGGGAAUGGCUGCUCGAGCUUGGGGUCUGAACUGACACCUCGGAAUUUCUGGGUAAAAAGUCUGACCUGUGUUGGAAGGCCUUUAUUCCACACCUCCCAGCCACAGGGAGGAGGGUGAGGGUGGGCCAAGACAGGGUGCCUUAUACUUUCCUCUAGCACAUUCCAGGGCAUUUUGGGGCUCAGCUCCCAGAAUCCUGCGUGUCCAAGCCAGUAUUCUAUUAAAAGUUCAACACAUUCCUCAGA
Perognathus longimembris pacificus (Pacific pocket mouse) is the source of this 2171-nucleotide messenger RNA. RefSeq names its product monocyte to macrophage differentiation associated 2 (gene Mmd2). The record is from RefSeq and is a predicted model, not a curated record. Lineage: Eukaryota; Metazoa; Chordata; Mammalia; Rodentia; Heteromyidae. Gene Ontology annotation, cellular component: membrane. The transcript has 7 exons. Gene Ontology annotation, molecular function: pore-forming activity. The coding region runs from base 125 to 865 and encodes 246 amino acids.